AUGACUUUUCUACCAUGGAUCUCCGACCUCCGUGGCGCCAUUGACGGCGCCGCUACCACCACUGCCACGGCAGGCCCCAACCUCUCGUUCCAACAGAUCGCCUUCCUCACGUUCCAGGCCGUUCUCGAGGUGGUGAUCAUCUGUUUUGCCGGGUUUGUGGCGGCUAAACUGGGACUUCUCAACACCAAGGCGCAAAAAGUGCUCUCGCAGCUCAACGUGGACUUGUUCACGCCCUGCUUGGUGUUCAUCAAGUUGGCGCCAUCGUUGUCGUUCCAGAAGAUGGCUGACCUCAUCAUCAUUCCCAUUUUCUUUGGGGUCUCCAGUGUGAUUGCCUAUUUAUUCUCACGGGGGGUGUCGCGCGGACUCCAUUUGAAUGAGCCGGAGUCGGACUUCGUGACAGCCAUGGCGGUGUUUGGCAAUUCCAACUCGUUGCCGGUGUCGUUAACGUUGCUGUUGGCGUACACAUUGCCAGACUUGCUUUGGGAAGACGUGGUUGACGAUUCUGCUGACAAGGUGGCAUCACGCGGGAUUUUAUACCUACUCAUUUUCCAGCAGUUAGGACAGAUCCUCCGGUGGUCGUGGGGCUUCAACACCUUGCUACGCAAACGGUCGCAUGUUGAGCUCAACACAUACUACUGCGGGUUGCGCCACCAGCAUGCCGAUGAGGAGGACCUGUUACUUACACCCGAGUACCAUGGCGACCAUGACGGGUACGUGCAGGAACCUGUUGGUGCUGGUGCCGAGUCGGGAUCCUCGCUGUCGGCGUCGUCACUCGUUGUGGACGUGCCAGAUCACUACAAGCGUCUCCACGAGUACAUGCAUAACCCCACGGUCGCCAACCGCAUCAGGGCCCACUUGACGCGGGUGGCGCACUCGAAGCCAGUGAGCACGGUGCUGCGGUUCAUGAACCCACCGUUGUACGCUAUGUUCUUGUCCAUUGUGGUGGCCAGUGUGCCGUCGCUCCAGGACAUUUUCUUCACCAGCGGGUCCUCGUUCAUCGGCAACACCGUCACCAAGUCGGUAUCGCAAUUGGGGUCGGUAUCGAUUCCACUUAUCCUUAUCGUGUUGGGGUCCAACUUGUACCCCUCCAAGGACAUCCCCAAGGCAUCUCGCCACCACACACGCAUAGUGGUGGGUGCAUUGUUGUCGCGUAUGAUCCUCCCGCCGUUGGUGUUGCUUCCCAUCAUCGCUGCAUGCGUCAAGUACAUCAACAUUUCCAUUUUGGACGACCCAAUCUUUUUGAUUGUUGCAUUUGUGCUCACGAUUUCGCCGCCAGCCAUUCAGCUCUCGCAGAUCAUCCAGCUCAACAACAUCUACCAGAAGGAGAUGUCGGGAGUGUUGUUCUGGGGAUACGUGGUGUUGACGUUGCCGACGACCAUCUUCAUAGUGGUGGCCAGCUUGGAGGUGUUGAAGUGGGCGCAGUAG
Messenger RNA from Suhomyces tanzawaensis NRRL Y-17324, 1425 nucleotides. RefSeq names its product AEC family transporter. Gene Ontology annotation, cellular component: membrane; endoplasmic reticulum. Gene Ontology annotation, biological process: transmembrane transport. NCBI's taxonomy places the organism in Eukaryota, Fungi, Ascomycota, Pichiomycetes, Serinales, Debaryomycetaceae. The transcript has a single exon. The coding region runs from base 1 to 1425 and encodes 474 amino acids. The record is from RefSeq and is a predicted model, not a curated record.